GCCAGCCGUGUGCCUGCCGACCAGCCGUCCAGCCCAGAGGCGUCGAGGCCGAUGGGCAGCAAGACGACGCUGCCCCUAUUAAUAAAGCCGCCAUGCGUGUGCCCGGCACUGCACAGCAUCCAUCGUCCAUCGACCCACCCAACCACCUCCUCCGCCCCGCGCUUCGCCUGGGUACCGGCGUCCGCCGCGCCCCGUCCCGUCCAGGAACAGGAAGAGCAGUAACCCAUCCACCCAUCCAUCGGGGAUCACCAGGGGAGCAAGAUGUCGACUGCCACCGCCGCAAGAUUGCCCGCUCCCAGAUCCGGGGCAAGCUAUCACUAUCAGACCGCGGCUCCGGCGGCCAACACCCUCUCCUUCGCCGGCCACGCGAGGCAGGCGGCCCGCGCGUCCGGGCCACGGCUGUCCAGCAGGUUCGUGGCGGCCGCGGCGGCCGUGCUGCACAAGGUGAAGCUGGUCGGCCCGGACGGGACGGAGCACGAGUUCGAGGCCCCCGACGACACCUACAUCCUCGAGGCGGCCGAGACCGCCGGGGUGGAGCUGCCCUUCUCCUGCCGCGCCGGGUCCUGCUCCACCUGCGCCGGGAGGAUGUCGGCCGGCGAGGUCGACCAGUCGGAGGGGUCCUUCCUCGACGACGGCCAGAUGGCCGAGGGGUACCUCCUCACCUGCAUCUCCUACCCCAAGGCAGACUGCGUCAUCCACACCCACAAGGAGGAGGACCUGUACUAGAGAUUGGGUUGCUUUAUGCAUAUGCAGUGGCUGCUCCAAAGGUGGUGGUGCGUUCGUUGCUGUUCCGUGCCACCAGCGGAAGGGGGGUUUCGUUGUUGAGAUGGGCUAGUUCUUGUCAUCAAUUUCGGUCGUUCGAUGAGAUCAUGGCAUAUGAGUUGUGGCAAUAAUGCUGGCAAUAUGGUUUUGCAAUUCAAACUGCAAAUGUGACCAGCAAUGUCAAAAACUGCACACUGUGUCUGUGUGCGAACUUGUGAAAUUGGCAUUGAGUUCAAUUGGCUAGUUGGCUCGAGAUUUCAGUUUUCAUCUCCAUUUAGAGGUCAUUUGGGCCUAAGUUGGUGCUUAGUGUGGCCGGAUAGAAGCCCACUAAGGCCUUGUUCGUUUGUGUCGGAUUGGUGGGUCGGAACGAUUUC
This is a messenger RNA of Zea mays, 1136 nucleotides long. Its product is annotated as Ferredoxin-6, chloroplastic. The transcript is spliced from 2 exons. NCBI's taxonomy places the organism in Eukaryota, Viridiplantae, Streptophyta, Magnoliopsida, Poales, Poaceae. The record is from RefSeq and is marked validated. Bases 93 to 893 code for a protein of 266 amino acids.